Messenger RNA from Lactuca virosa, 516 nucleotides. Lineage: Eukaryota; Viridiplantae; Streptophyta; Magnoliopsida; Asterales; Asteraceae. The record is from the annotation of a GenBank genome assembly.
AUGAAUAUUCGAUGGCUGAAUGAUAGUCUGAUUGUUUGUAAAAAUACUGAUGUUUGUCCGGGAAAAUCCUGUAUUUUCCACCUGAAUAAAACGGAUUACAUCCCUCCUUGGGCAGCCAUAUACGUGAAUCGACCAAAGAGAGAGAGAGCGAGAGAGACAGAAGGAGGUUUGCGGUGCUGUUGUGCAUUUGCGUUCAAUUCCCGGUAUUUGUUGAAUCAAAGAGCUACAAAUUCAGGUUUUGAAGUGAUUUCACUACCGAACCAAAGGUAGCUUAGGAGCUUGGCUUGGUGAGAUGGGGUCACUUUUGGGUAGUUUAUCCUUAGAAUAAAGAUGCCACUUGGACACGUUAUUUAAUUUUGAAACUUAUGCUUCCGCUACAAUUAAAUACUUUUGAUAUUUUGGUUUUGAAUUGAACGUAACUUUGUGGUUUGAAAUGUUUUUGAAAUGAACGAUGUUUACAAUCUUCCGUUGCAUUUUCCGUUAAAAGAUUUUAAAAAUAAAUGAAACAAAUUAGGG